Molecule: messenger RNA, 2358 nt
Organism: Pleurotus ostreatus (oyster mushroom)
Lineage: Eukaryota; Fungi; Basidiomycota; Agaricomycetes; Agaricales; Pleurotaceae
Exons: 11
Coding region: 1-2358 (785 amino acids)
Biological process (GO): meiotic cell cycle; cytoplasmic microtubule organization; mitotic cell cycle
Cellular component (GO): centrosome; gamma-tubulin small complex; equatorial microtubule organizing center
Molecular function (GO): gamma-tubulin binding; microtubule minus-end binding
Source: RefSeq, a predicted model, not a curated record
AUGGCUAUGGGACAAUCCUUCAUCGCCGAAACCUCGUUCGUCCGAGCACCCUUAAACUCGCGAGUGGUAUCGAACCAAGCAGCACCGAAGCUCAAGGGCAAGGGGAAAGCAAAACAGGAGGACCUAGGUCACAUCCCGCUGGAAAUACAAGAGUCAUUCAUAUUGGAGGACUUGCUAUAUGUACUGAUGGGUAUCGAAUCGACAUAUAUUACAUUCCACACCGACCACACCGUCGAGGAUAACGAUCCUCUUAGGGGCAUACGAUUCGCGGUGUCUCCGUCCCUAGAUCCAUCCUUGCGAGACUUGGUUGAACGUAUACUACCACUUGGGACUUAUUAUACCGCUAUAUCAGCGUUUGUGGAAGAUCGAAGCCAUUUGGAUUUUGGACUGGUCAACCACGCAUUAUGUGCCGCGAUACGCGAUAUGCUGAAGGAUUACCAAACACUUCUCUCUCAACUUGAACACGCGUUCAACACGUCUCCCCAGUUUUCUCUCCAAAAACUGUGGUUUUACAUUCAUCCGACGGUCCAUACGCUUUCGCUCAUCUACCAACUUGUGCUUGAAUUCUGCACAGCCGACGACCCCGCUGCUGACUCUUCCUCCUCGUCCUCCGAUGAAUCAUCCGUUGACCCAGAAGAAGAGGCGCGAAAUGAAGCCCUCGGCUUAGGUGGGGCUAAGCUCAAAGCUGUCCUGUCCGAAAUAGAUAAAAAGGGCAUCGGCAACGAUGGCACUUCGAUAUCAGUCAAAGGAGGCGAAGUAUUGAGUAUCAUUUACGAUCGGAUGAGGAAUAUGUCAGGAGAUCCAACAGCACUCUCGGUGUACGGAACGUUGCUUCAAGCAGCUGGAAAACCCUACAUAUCCAUGCUGAGAGUGUGGGUUACGACUGGCCGUUUGGCAGACCCCUACGAGGAACUGCUAGUCAAAGAAAGUAAGUUCAUUAAUCGCGGCAUUCUCGAGUCGGACUAUACGGAUGAAUACUGGGAACGCCGCUACACAUUGCGCGAUGGAUCUACGUUGAAUACAAAACGCCAGCAAGCCGGAGUACCUCCACCUCGGACACUUGGCGGACGAUUGCCUGGAGGAGCAUGCAUUCCCCCUCUCCUUGAAGGGUGGAAACAUAAAAUCCUUCUUGCUGGCAAGUAUCUCAACGUCAUACGCGAAUGUGGCAUCGAGAUCAGCCGGAACACCUCUCAAACAGACGUUGACGAUGUGUCAAUGGAGGAUGAGAGUUUCUAUCAGUUCCUGCAGGAUGCCUACGCCCAUGCGAAUCAAACUCUGCUUCAGCUGCUGGUGAAGGACCUGGAACUUAUCCCUCGUCUCCGCUCGCUCAAGCGGUACUUUUUCCUGUCUCAAUCCUCAUUCCUUACGCAACUCCUCGACCUAGCCCACUCGGAGUUGCGCAAGUCUGCCAAAUCCGUGUCGAUUGUGAAGCUGCAAAGCUUGCUCGAUAUUGCGUUGGGCGCGGAAACGCAGGGCGAGGAUGCCUUGUACAGGGAAGACGUGAAGGUCAUCAUGGCAGGGAGUGGGUUAUAUGAGUGGUUAAUCAAGGUCGUUAGUGUUAACGGGUCCAUUGGCCCGGAGGAAGGAGAGGGUGGAAUAGGCGGUAUACCCCUAGAUGAUCAUAAGAAGGAGAAGGAUAGGGAUAAAGACGAGAAGAAACCGAUGCAAGCGAUUGAUGCCCUUGCGCUCGAUUACAACGUCAAAUUCCCUCUAUCUUUGGUUGUCUCACGCAAAACCAUCCUCCGAUACCAACUUCUCUUCCGUUUCUUGUUCCAUCUCAAGCACCUUGAGCAAGCAUUAUCAUCUAUGUGGAUAGAACAGAAGACUGGUCCUUGGCGCCGCCCUUUGCCCGAGCAUCGCGAUUUCGAGCAAUGGCGACUACGCGUCUUUCUUUUGCGAGCCCGGAUGCUGUCGUUUGUUCAGCAGAUUAUGUGCUUCGCGACCUUCGAAGUCUUGGAGCCGAAUUGGCGCGCCUUGGAGGAGAAGCUCAAGAAAGUAACAACGGUGGAUCAGCUACUGCGAGACCACGUCGAUUUCCUGGAUACAUGCCUGAAAGAGUGCAUGUUGACAAGUUCCAAGUUGCUCCGAGCUUACUCUAAACUCAUACUAACGUGUUCUACGUUCGUCUUGUACACCUCGUCGUUCACGAAGUCGGCCAACCAAGCUAUCGCGGAUAUAGAAGCAGGAGAUGGUGAUCGGGGGAUGGCCAAACGAUGGGAUGUUCUCGGAAAAUUCGAAGCUAAUUUCGAUUGUUGGUUUAAGGUUCACCUCGACUGCGUCCAGUUCUAUGCUUCUAGCGAGAACGUGUCGCUCCUUCCGCUCGUCGUUCGCCUCAACAGCAUUAAAGCACAAAGUUGA